ACACCCAUUUAAGAAAGGAACUUUUACAGCAAGAUAUUCUUGUGUGUCAUCUCUUUGAAAUUUCAUGCAUGGAUUAUUUAAGAUUGCAAUUCCCACUGCCAUCGUUAGGACAGCUUAGUUCCAACCUAUUUUGAAGCUUUUCUCUGCAGCACAGUAAAAGUACUAGAUGCAAGGACUAGUCAGAGCAAUACGAUCUUGCCAAGAAACAUUCAGGGCUGCAAUUCUGCAGCAUGGGAAAGGGGGAGCAGCAUUUGAAGUGGAGAAAUUCCUUUCGCGUUUUGGAGGCAUCACCUCCUCCUCUAGAUCUUCACCCGUGCAGCUGAAAGGGCUGGAGAAUGUGACGGUGGCAGAGGUGCUGAUGACAAAGGGAGGAGAAAAAGUUGGUUCCUGGCUGUGGUGCCACACUGAUGAUGCUGUCAUUGAUGCUGUAAAAAAGAUGGCUGCAAAUAAUAUUGGGUCGCUAGUUGUCCUAAAACCAGUGGUGCAACAUCUUGCAGGGCUCGUUACCGAAAGAGACUACACGAUGAAAAUAAUCGGGCAAGGAAGAUCACCGACACUUACAAGAGUUGGGGAAAUUAUGACUGAUAAGGACAAACUAAUAACGGUGACAUCCGAUACCAACAUUCUUAAAGCAAUGCAGCUCAUGACAGAGAAUCGGAUACGACAUGUUCCAGUUAUAGAUGGGAAGAUAGUUGGGAUGAUCUCCAUUGUAGAUGUUGUAAGAGCAGUAGUUGAGCAGCAAAGUGGAGAACUGAAGCGAUUGAACGAAUUCAUUAGAGGUGACUACUAUUAGAACCUAAACGACACCUACAUGCAGAAGGAUUUUAGAUUUUGGAUAUGGAGCAAUAUUUAUACUGCUACAAACACGAGAUUACAAUAAAGUAAAUUUAUAAACUGACGUAAUUUCAUAUGAUCCGUUAUAUCUAAUUUACUAUAAAAAUAGUUUUACA
Juglans regia (Persian walnut) is the source of this 950-nucleotide messenger RNA. RefSeq names its product CBS domain-containing protein CBSX3, mitochondrial-like. The record is from RefSeq and is a predicted model, not a curated record. The coding region runs from base 167 to 793 and encodes 208 amino acids. NCBI's taxonomy places the organism in Eukaryota, Viridiplantae, Streptophyta, Magnoliopsida, Fagales, Juglandaceae. The transcript is spliced from 6 exons.